GGUUGGCUGCUCACACAUCCGUCACGGAGCCUGAGGAAACACGGCGGUGACGCGCCGGUCCCCUCCUCCUGCCCGCGGACACCCGCUGCGCGCGGAGCGCCCGGGAUGGAGAGGAUGGAGCUGCCGGGGACGCGGCGGUGGAGCAGCGCUCCUUUUCUGUGAGCUUAAAAAGGCGUCUGUGGUGGAGCCAGGCGGCAGGCAGGGAUCCCCAGGACGCCAUGGCCAGAGGUGAGUGUUCUGGGACACGGUGGAGGUGGGAGCUCUCCUAGCAAUCCAGUGUCUUCUCCUGAAACCCCCAGGCGUGCUUCCUUCCCAUUCCUCUGCAGAAAGCUCUAGAGAAAGCACAGCACCAUGUACACCUUCCUGCCAGAGAGCUUCACACCAGUGAAGCAGAAGCCCUCCAAGGAGCUGAGGCCCAUGCUGGGCGCCAUCUUGCUGGGCCUCAUCCUGUUCAUUGCUGCCGUGGUGGCCUGGUGCUACUACACGGUGUCCCUGAGGAAGGCGGAGCGGCUCAAGACGGAGCUGAUGGACCUGCGGGCGGACGGCUUCGUCAUCCGCAACCAGCACGGGGAGGUGGUGUUCCGGCUGGCCUUCCGCUCGGGCACGGACCUGGAGUCGUGCUCCAAGGAGGGCGAGAUCCUGAGCUGCUCGCGCUCCAGCCGGGGGCCGCUCAACUUCUUCAUCCAGACGGUGAAGCCCAAGGACACGGUGAUGUGCUACCGCGUGCGCUGGGAGGAGCUGGCGGCCGGCCCGGCCGUGGAGCACACCAUGUUCUGGGAGGACGCCCACUGGUACGGGGGCUCGGAGAUGAGCACCCAGCACUGGCCCAUCCGCCUGGCCGGCUACCAGGAGCCCGUGCCCUACGUGACCAGCGACGUCUACUCCUUCCGCGACAGCUUUGGCGGCAUCCUCGAGCGCUACUGGCUCUCCUCCAAGGCGGCGGCCAUCAAGAUCAACGACUCCGUGCCCUUCCACCUGGGCUUCAACGCCACCGAGCGCACCCUCUUCUUCCAGGCGCGCUACAAGGACUCGCCCUACAAGCCCCCCCCGGGCCAGCAGCCCUUCCCUGAGCUCAGCUACCGCGUCUGCGUGGGCUCCGACGUCACCUCCAUCCACAAGUACAUGGUGCGCAGGUACUUCAACAAGCCCUCCAAGAUCCCUGCUGAGAACGCCUUCCGGUACCCCAUAUGGUCCACGUGGGCCCUCUACAAGAAUGAUAUUGACCAGGAUAAACUCUUGCGGUUUGCUGAAAAGAUCAAGAAAUACCAUUUUAACUGCAGUCACAUUGAGAUUGAUGACAUGUACACCCAAGCCUACGGGGACUUUGACUUUGACCCUGUCAAGUUCCCCAAUGUAACAGAGAUGUUUGCAAAGCUGAGGGAAGAUGGAUUUAAGGUCACUCUGUGGAUUCACCCUUUCGUAAACUACAAUUCCUCUAAUUUUGGUGUAGGGAUUGAGCGUCAGCUGUUCAUCAAGGAGCCAUCGGGGCGGCUGCCAGCCAUGGUGGAGUGGUGGAAUGGCAUCGGGGCCAUCCUGGACUUCACCAACCCAGCAGCCCGCGACUGGUUCCAGAGCCACCUGCGCCAGCUCCAGCACAAGUACGGCAUCUCGUCCUUCAAGUUUGACGCGGGCGAGACCAGCUACCUGCCCAAGCAGUUCAGCACCUUCCGCCCACUGUCGGACCCCAGCAUCUGGUCCCGGCGCUACACGGAGAUGGCCAUCCCCUUCUACGAGCUGGCCGAGGUGCGGGUGGGCUACCAGUCACAGAACAUCUCCUGCUUCUUCCGCAUCAUUGACCGCGACUCCGUCUGGGGCUACGAGCUCGGCCUCAAGUCCCUCAUCCCCACUGUCCUCACCAUCAGCAUGCUGGGGUACCCCUUCAUAUCUGCUGACAUGAUAGGGGGCAAUUUUUUCCCCAAUAAAACCAAUGGAGCGGUGGAGAUCCCUGACCGGGAGCUGUACGUGCGCUGGCUGGAGCUGUCUGCCUUCAUGCCCUCCAUGCAGUUCUCCAUCCCGCCCUGGCUCUACGACAAGGAGGUGGUGGAGAUUGCGCAGAAGUUCAUGGAGCUCCACGAGUCGCUGGUGGCCCCGCUGCUGCUGGAGCUGGCCGGGGAGGUCACCGACACGGGCGACCCCAUCAUCCGUCCCAUCUGGUGGAUCUCGCCCCGCGACGAGGCCACUCACCGGAUCGACUCCCAGUUCCUCAUUGGGGACACCCUCAUGGUGGCUCCUGUGCUGGAGAUGGGCAAGCAGGAGCGGGAUGUCUACCUGCCAGCGGGCAAGUGGCGCAGCUACAAGGGGGAGCUGUUUGAGAAGACCCCAGUGCUGCUCACCGACUAUCCCGUUGACUUGGACGAAGUUGCCUAUUUCCUCUGGGUUUCCUAACAGGCUUCUUCAUCAGCUUUGGAAUAACCAUGCCUUACCUAGGACUUUCUAACAAAUAAUAACUCUAAUUGCACAUUUCAUUUGAGACUGGGGUGGAGGAAGGGAAAUAAAUAGACUUCGCUGUUCUUGGGGAUAAUUUUUUUUUUUCUUAGGGGAUUGAUCUUGAUUUUUUAAAAUUUGGGUCUGGUGGUAGGCUCUGAUUGAAUUACAGUAGGCAGCAAUUUAU
Messenger RNA from Oenanthe melanoleuca, 2611 nucleotides. It is a transcript of the gene MYORG, whose product is annotated as myogenesis regulating glycosidase (putative). The record is from RefSeq and is a predicted model, not a curated record. Gene Ontology annotation, biological process: carbohydrate metabolic process; skeletal muscle fiber development. Gene Ontology annotation, molecular function: hydrolase activity, hydrolyzing O-glycosyl compounds. NCBI's taxonomy places the organism in Eukaryota, Metazoa, Chordata, Aves, Passeriformes, Muscicapidae.